GAAUGAAGCGCUGAGAGUGACGCGGCGCCGGUUGCCAGGGCGCCGCUGCCGGGUAUUAUGGGAUGCGGCGGCGGUGGAAUGGCGCUGGGCGCGUGAUUUUGAACAAACACGGAACCUGUUGCCGCGGCGGCUCUUGCCGGAGCGGUGGCAGCAGCAGCGAGUCCCGACGAGAAGGAGGACGAGGGGCGCGGCUGCGGCGGCGUGUGUGUGUGUAUGUGUAUGUCGUUGUUCGUGGAGACGAGAGCGGAGCCGGGGAGACAGAGGGAAGGAGAAGGGCGGACAGAGAUUGGUAAAAGUGCCCGGCUGUGGGAGCGAGGCCGCCGCAGAUGGUGCUGCGUUAUGAUGCUUCUGGAGGUGGUCUGAUGUAGUGCAGUAUUUAAAAGAAAUUCAGAUGGGGGCGACUGAGGCUGAGAGAGAAUGGUUUGCCUGAGGCGCUCUAGUGAGUUCAUGGAGUCAUGAGUUUUGAACCAGGGAAUUCUUGAUUCGCAGCUCAGUUUCGUAGCCACCACACUACAUCAGCGCUCAAUAUAUUCGUGCCUCAUCUUUAACCUACCGUCAACAUUUGCAAUAUGGAGGUAGUGUCGGCAGAAGUGAACAGCUUGCUUCCUGAAGAGAUCAUGGACACAGGUAUAACGCUGGAAGAAGAUGAGAACAUUGAGGCUGUAAUUGUAGGGGACGCUAUUCCUAUGGAAACGGAACUGGAAGGAAUGGCAAAUGUAAGCUCAGUUGGUGAUUCUACAAGUACCGCUGCAUUGUCAAUUGCCACAGAGACUGUCACAGUGCCCAGCAAUUGUGUAAGCCAUGUCACAGGCAAUACUGCCAGUGCAAAAGCUGACACUGGUGCAAUUGUACAACCUUCCUUUCAAAGUAGCCUCCAAAAACUGGGUACUCAGACACCUGUCACUAUAUCAGCCAAUCAGAUCUUUCUAAACAAGGCAACUGAUUUGAAAAUUGGUAAACAGACUGUGAAACAGGAAGGACAAAAGCUCAUUGUAACAACUUUGGGGAAGCCUGGGCAGCCAAUUGUCUUAGCUCUACCCCACAACCAGCUAUCUCAGUCUCCGAAGGCUACAUCACAAAUGCAAGCAAGCGACUCCAAGGUGUCAACACAGCAGUUCAAGGUGGUCACUAUUGCAGGAAGACCGGAGGUGAAACCUGUCAUUGGUGUGUCAGCCUUGACACCAGGGAGCCAGCUGAUAAAUACUGCCACUCAAUCCACUGUAUUGCAGACCCAGCAAUUAAAAGCAGUGCAGAUUGCUAAGAAAAACAGGACACCAACCUCCGCCCCAGUAAUCACGAAGUUGAUCUUCACAAAACCAAUCAACAGUAAAGCAGUUACAGGGCAGACAACUCAAGUGUCGCCGGUCAUUGCAGGUAGAGUUCUCUCGCAGACUACUCCAGGAACACCUCCAAAGACUGUAACUAUCUCAGAAAGUGGAGUUAUUGGGGCAUCUUUAAGUUCUACUAUUCAACAGACACCAAAUAAGAUAGCCAUCUCUCCCCUGAAGUCACCUAACAAGCUAACGGUAGUGUCGGUCGCCUCGCAGCCUCCAAGCUCCCCUCAGAAAACAGUCGGUGUUCCUUUAAACGUAGCCUUGGGACAGCAGAUUCUCACAGUGCAACAUUCGACACCCUCUUCCCCAGGAAAGGCUGUAGUUAACAAUACAACUGCUCAGGCUGUGAAAUCUGCAGUUCAGACCCUCACUGUGGGGGGAAUGGGUACAUCGCAGUUUAAGACCAUAAUUCCCUUGGCAACAGCACCCAAUGUUCAGCAGAUUCAGGUACCUGGAAGCAAAUUCCAUUAUGUCCGGCUUGUAACUGCCACAACAGCCAACAGCAAUGCACAGCCAGCUGCUCAGAAUCCCAGCACCAGCACGGCACCCCUUCAGCAAGCUAAACCAAUGGUGGUGAAUGCGACCCCCGUGCGGAUGUCUGUCCCAAUUGUUCCAGCAGCACAGACUGUCAAACAAGUGGCACCCAAGCCAAUUAACGCAACUUCGCAGAUCGUUACCACGAGCCAGCCACAGCAAAGACUUAUUAUGCCUGCCACGCCACUGCCGCAGAUCCAGCCAAACCUCACCAACCUUCCCCCGGGCACUGUGCUGGCCCCAGCCCCUGGGGCAGGAAACGUGGGAUAUGCUGUUCUCCCAGCUCAGUAUGUUACUCAGCUACAGCAGUCGUCCUAUGUAUCCAUAGCAAGCAACACCAAUCUUAGUGGGACAUCUAGUAUCCAGACCCAGGCUCGACUGCCGUUCAAUGGAAUAAUUCCCUCUGAAUCAGCAAAUCGUCCCAGAAAGCCAUGCAACUGUACAAAAUCAUUGUGUCUUAAGCUGUACUGUGAUUGCUUUGCCAAUGGUGAGUUCUGCAACAACUGCAACUGUACAAAUUGUUACAACAAUUUGGACCAUGAAAAUGAUAGACAAAAAGCAAUCAAGGCCUGCCUUGACAGAAACCCUGAGGCCUUCAAGCCCAAAAUAGGGAAGGGAAAGGAAGGCGAAUCGGACAGGCGGCACAGCAAAGGUUGCAAUUGCAAGCGGUCUGGAUGCCUCAAAAACUAUUGCGAGUGCUAUGAGGCAAAGAUCAUGUGUUCUUCAAUAUGCAAAUGUAUCGGCUGCAAGAACUUCGAAGAAAGCCCAGAGCGGAAGACGUUGAUGCACUUGGCGGACGCUGCGGAAGUGCGAGUCCAGCAACAAACGGCUGCAAAGACAAAGUUGUCCUCACAGAUCUCAGACUUGCUAACCAGGCCGGCACCAGUGCUGACCAGCGGAGGGGGGAGGCUGCCCUUUACGUUUGUGACAAAGGAGGUGGCAGACGCAACAUGUGACUGCUUACUUGCGCAGGCUGAGCAGGCUGAGAAGGCAGGCAAGUCAAAGGCAGCAGCGGAACGGAUGAUUCUAGAGGAAUUUGGACGUUGUCUGAUGAGAAUCAUUAACUCAGCAGGGAAGUCCAAAAGUGACCCUUGUGCCAUGAACUGCUGACUCUUGAAAAUGAGAUGCAUUCUGUACCGGGACACUAAAAGGCACACGGACACUUUUUAGUUCACAGCAGCAGUUUUCAUUCUUAAUUUGGCGCUGCUCAGUUUCCACUGGCAUACGUUAAUAUUGACGCUUUGUAAUGACGAGUACUCUUUUAGCUUAACUUUCUUAUACUUCAUACAUCCGAGAUGUAUUUUCCCCCCCUUCUGAACCUCUAAACUACUUGGGACUGCCCAGAGUUUAGAUAGUUUCCUUCCUCUUUCUGUCUUAGAAGAUGUUCUUCAGGCAAUUCUUUAAAUUAUUAUAAUUAUUAUUAUUUGCAAUGUAUAGUGUUUGAAUUUUGUAUAGGGGAAAGGGAGAAACACCGGCCAGUCUAUUAGAAACAUCUGUUGUGGAAAUCUAAUUGAAAUUACUGGGUAUUCUGGCCGGAACAGCAUCUUGGGCAGAUGUUCCCAGUAUAUUGGAUCAGCAUCAAAACACAUAUUUUCUUUGCAUCAGCAUAGAUAACAACAGUACAUCCCUGGACAAGUUAAUGCUGAAAGGACAUCAAUAAAAAUAAAUACUUGCUGAAUAGCACUUCAAAAAGAGAUGCAAGUAUGUCAGUUGUCUUGUUAGCUGCAGUCCUGACUUCAGUGGGAAUACUUACUAUGUUGAUCUUAAUAUACUAAGAAUAACGCAUUAACAGAGCUAGAUACAGGAAUAUAUGCUAUUGAUAUACAAAAAUCAAGGUCAAAAUUAUAUCAUUUUCAAAUAUCAUAAAACGAUCUCUUUGGUAAGUUUUAAAAAAAUAAUGUAUGUCAUAUUCCAAAUUUUAAUAAACCAGUUUCAUUGGUUUCAGAGAUUAUGGAUAUUUUGUUUGACAAACUUUAAUGUAACUAGAGAUUUUUAACAUUUCUGUUAUGUCCCAAAUAUCCUUCAGUCUUUUGAAGGGAUUGAAGGCAAAUUUCUCUCUCUGGUUCCUGUCUCGCUAUCAUCCCAGUAGCAGCCUAGAUUCCCCAUAAGUUCCUGAUCAGCUAGAGAAUUCUCCUUGAGAUAUUCCAACAGAUUCAUCAAAAGAUCUUAUGACAGCAUAAUUCCAGUUAUAUUUGCAGUACCUCAUAACUAAUUAAUCUUCUAAGCUUUGUGCACUUCCAGUGCAUGAGGUUGAGAAAAGCCCAUACUGGGAUGAUCUCCAAACUGGCCAGGAUUCAAAAAAAUAAAAAGCAACCGUCCACACUAGUCUGUGCCACUUGAGUUUCUUAAGCAACAACUCCCCGCCACCCCAGACUACACAUAGCAAACCACUUUUGAAGGAGGACUUUCAAAAUCAGCUUGUGAUUGGCAUGGGAAAUCCCCUCCGCAUAUCGUCAUGGAUCGCAGCGUCAGUGAGGAUACUUAGAAAUGGGUCAAGGAUUACAUCGACUGUCUUCAUAGGUGCUACAUGUGUUUUAUUUUAAAUUGUGUAGUGAAGUUUGAGGGUGCACAUUUUAAGGAUGAGGGGUGUUGUUCCUUAAUUAUGUUGUAGUUAUGUACAGAUUUGACUAGAAUUAACACUCUGGUCACCAUACGAUACUGGUACACUUGAUUUUGGUAGCCUUAAGUUCACCUGUUUCUUUUGGACCAGACAACAGAAGUUUCCGUUCAGGAAUUACCAAAACCAUUAUCUAAAAAUGUUUCAACUGGGUGGAAAACAGCCAGGCAUGGGGUUUUCUUUUCAGCAGAGAGCAAACGAAAUCCUUGUAGGUGUUCACCUGAACUGUUCAAAUAUAGCUGUGUUCAAAUUACUUGCAAGCCAUUUGUACUUUUUUUUUUUUAAUAUUGCCUCAACUUAGCUUGAAUUUUUAAAGUAUAUUUUAGCAGUGCAGUGUGUUGACCUGACACUCUAUAUUAAGACAUAAUUAAACUGGUGGAACAGGAAAAAAGGAUAAAAUAGUAUUGUUUGGAUGGAGAUGCUUAGAAGCCAGAAUCUCUGGAACAAAUACUAUAUGCUAAAUAUGAUAGCAUGUUCUUUGCAGCAAUUUGUUCAAUGAAUUUCAUGAAUGGAUAUAAAUUCCAUGUUUGAAUAAGCAAGCACUUCGUAGAUACCUUAGUUUGCCCUGUAAUUAUAAUGCAAUUUUUUUAAAGGGAUGUUUUCUCCACAUAACUAACUGUACAUAUAUAUUCGUAUUAUGUAACUGUAUGUAUGCACAUAGCAGACUUGCAUAUAUGUACACAAAAUCCUGAAAGGGCAUCAGUUGUUUGUUUUAGCAGAAUUGUUUUAAAAGGAAAACUCUGACUUGGAAUAAGUCAAGGCGUUACUUUUCAGAAUAGAUGCUGAAAACUUGCCUUUUUUACUAAUUCCAUAAGCAUCCAUAGGAUGAGAUUUGUAAAAAUGUAAAUUAGUUUGAGUGGAUAAAGUAAUACUUGAUCAAGUUAUUUUUCAAACAUGCAUCCUUUUGUCUAGAACUAAAUUUGUGUUCAAUUUUGUACAUAUUCUGUGUCUUACUCUAAUGUGCACCUUUUUUGUGAUGUGUAUUUAUAAGUGUGCAGAAAACCUUUUGUGAAGUUUGGAUUCCAGUUGUAGAUUAUGUAUGAAGAAUUGCGUGUAAAAGAUUUGAAGAAGGUGCAAUCAAAGAUCUAGUUUUCUGUCUCUUAGAGCAAGCUCUCUCCUGCACUUCGCUUGGUUCUGCCCUGCGUCCCCUUUGCGUUUUUUAACAUGGUCCUUUGCAUGACAUUGCUGAGCAAGCUAGUUAAAAUACAUCAAGAUACUGGGAACAGUUUAUGAAGCACUCCUGAAGUGCAAGCCGUUCCAUUUCAGUGGAGUUUUGCAACGUUUCUGUCGCAACACUUACGGAAAAGAUUAGCAGGUGCCUAGCUUGGAGUGCUUUUGUAUUAUAUCCACUAUCAGCAGAUUUCAAGAGGGGAGGGUGUCUGGGGUUGAUUUUCUAGUUCUGGUUUACAUCUAAAAAUAGAUUUAUAUUUACUAGACCUAUUCAAAGAAUACACUUUUCUAUAUUGUAAAAACAAAUGUCAGAUAAAUCACAAAGAAAAAUAAAUCGUUUAUACUAUUAUGUACAAA
Molecule: messenger RNA, 6012 nt
Organism: Elgaria multicarinata webbii
Lineage: Eukaryota; Metazoa; Chordata; Lepidosauria; Squamata; Anguidae
Gene: LIN54
Product: lin-54 DREAM MuvB core complex component
Exons: 16
Coding region: 570-2978 (802 amino acids)
Biological process (GO): regulation of DNA-templated transcription
Cellular component (GO): nucleus
Source: RefSeq, a predicted model, not a curated record